Messenger RNA from Schistocerca americana (American grasshopper), 3599 nucleotides. Its product is annotated as citramalyl-CoA lyase, mitochondrial-like. The transcript is spliced from 9 exons. Lineage: Eukaryota; Metazoa; Arthropoda; Insecta; Orthoptera; Acrididae. Gene Ontology annotation, biological process: regulation of cobalamin catabolic process. Gene Ontology annotation, molecular function: (S)-citramalyl-CoA lyase activity. The coding region runs from base 272 to 1324 and encodes 350 amino acids. The record is from RefSeq and is a predicted model, not a curated record.
UACACACUGUGUAAACAUACACACUGUGUAAACAUUGUGCAACUAUUCGUUGAAUGCUAGUUCCGGAAAACGUUAGGAAUCAAAUUUAAUUUCAUCAGUACAGUAGAUUUAUAUGUACUACAAUUUGCUCAGAACCUUGCCCAACCGCAGAGUCUUCCCUCUUCUUCGUAUUUCUUAAUAUGUUGCACGAUGUGCUAUUGUUUUAUUUGUAAGACUUCGGGUUACUGAGAAGUAAAUAUGAGUACUUUUUCUUUUCUCUAUCUUGGCAGUUAUGUUUAGGAUGCCGUUGCCCAUGAAUGUCAUUGGCGCAAGGAUAAUGUGGAGUGGCAGUUUCAUAGAAGCCCACUGUCAGAGGGUCUUGAAACAUUGCAGGCUUUAUUUGCACACAGAUUUUCAUAGCAAACGAUUCUACACUCCACGAAGAGCUAUUCUGUAUGUACCAGGAGAUGAUGAACGGAAAAUUAGAAAAGCACUUUCCCUAAAAGUGGACUGCAUAGCAUUGGAUUGUGAGGAUGGAGUUGCAUCUAAUAGAAAGAAUGUCGCUAGGUCCACAAUAAGGCACUUCUUGGAUAAAGAAUGUGUAUCACAACAGUUUCCAGAGUGGACAGUAAGAGUAAAUUCAGUAGACAGUGGGAUGUGUGAAGAAGAUUUAAGAGUAAUUUUGACAGGACCGCAAAAGCCACCAACAUUACUGCUUCCAAAAGUGGAUUGCAUUAAACAGCUGCAAUGGUUUGCAGACAAACUAAGCGUAAUCAUAGGAGAUGAGAGGAAUAAAAUAAAGAUGAACUUAAUCUUAUUUAUUGAAUCAGCCAAAGGAAUAAUGGACUUACCCAAAAUAUGUCAAAAAUCUAUUGAACUGGCUGAAAAGUCAUGUUUUUUACCUGUUGCAUUGGUCAUUGGAAGUGAUGACUUGUGCGCUGAUCUUGGCAUUUCACGAUCAGAUGAUGGUUACGAAAUACUGUAUGCUCGCCAGAGGCUUGUGUUAAUAGCAAAAGCUUUCAGCUUUCAAGCAGUUGAUAUGGUUGACAUUAAUUAUAAAGAUCUGCCUGCUUUGAAGAAACAUUCUAUAGCAGGAGCAAGAAUGGGUUUCACAGGAAAGCAGGUUAUACAUCCCAAUCAAGUGCGUAUAGUGCAAGAUGCCUUUUCACCUACACCAGAAAAAGUACAGUGGGCAACUGAUCUUAUUGCAGCCUUCAAUGAACAUCAGCUCAAAGGGAAAGGAGCUUUUGUCUACAAGGACUCCAUGAUUGACAUGCCUCUUCUUCGCCAAGCCCAACAUAUUAUACAGCUAGCAAAAAUGGACAAACAUAAUAUGCAACAAUGAACAAGAUACAGUGCCAGUCACAUAUCAUUAACAGCAAAGAAAGAGCAGUGGAAGCAUUAGAAGAUUUUCAACUAACACAUGGUCUCUCUUUCAGAAAGAGUAAAAAAUAAGGAUAUGUUUGGAAUUUACUUCAACUAUGAUUUCUCUCAACAAACUACUAUGCUUCGAAAGAUGAUAUAUCAACGAAAAUGUUUAACAGAAUUGAAGACAUAAGAUUAUGAAAACUGGGCUCUAGUAUUCCUAGACUGAAUCUCAUAAUGUACAAAGAGUAUUAACCAUGUAGUAGACAACCAUUAUCAAGCGAAAGAUGUGUUGAGGUUUCUUUUUGCAAGAUCAGUUAGAUUUGCUUACUAUCCAUCACUCAGUCUUAGUGUGGCAUACAAAGGAGUGGUAUAAUGUAAUAGGAUAGAUAUAAAAUCUACUCACAGUGUGGCAGCAGGAGAACACACAUAUACAACGUAUAAAUGUUUGCACACUUUCGUAGUUAGGGGAUCCAUCUGGCAGAAGAGUUGUAGGAAAAGGAAGAGUGGUGAAGAAAAAGGACUGGUGAGGUUUAGAAAAGGGGUAAUUUGGAAAAGUUGCUCAGAAUCCAGGGUAGAUUUACUAGAUGGGAUGACAAGGAAGAGUAGAUUUUUCUCUCUCCAGUUACAUUAUAUUUUCAAAAAUUGAUUAUUUUAUAUGCAAAAGAGUGAUGUAUUCUGCAAUCAAAAUUUUUGAUCCCUUACAUAGCAGUGAAACGAGUUUAACACACAUUAAAAUUUGCUUCAAACACAUAAAUCAAUGUCUAUACAAAUAAAACAGUAUGGCAAUCAUGUAAAUGGAGGCAAAUUUCCAAAUUUUUCAGUAAAUUGUAAAACUGACUCAUUCCACAUCAUAGUGAGAUCUAUGGAGCUUGCAAAACUGACUAUUGCACAAAAUACAGUGUAUUUCAAAAAGAUUACGCCCAUCUCACAAGUCAAUAUAUUCACAUGAAUAAAGAUAGAAAUUUGGGUCAGAAUUUUAGUUUGGCAACAGCCAUGUUCACAUGGUCACAAUACCACCAGCCAGCUCGCUCGCUACAGGAAAUGCAUACCUGGAUAUUUUUGAGAUCAGGCGUUUUGCACAGUUGUGAGAACAUGCUAAAAAUUUGGUUUUUCAACAAAAUCAAUGCACUGGUAUACGAUGUAAGAGCACUUUUUAAUGAUGAGCUGCCUGUGUGAUGGAUGGGCCGUAAUGGGCAUAUGAAUUUUGCAUUUCACUUUUGGCCUCCAAGGUCACUUUAUCACACAGUAUGUGAUUUCUUUUUUCUUGUAGUGGAUUGUGAAUAUCUGCACCUACGUGAGUCCUCUUCCAACAAUUUGGAUGGAUUCAGAUGCUGCGUAGCAACGGCAAUUAAUGCACAACUCCAGACAUGCUCAUAAAAAUAUGGAUUAUAUUUUGACUCAUCUGGAUCUUUGUUGUGCACACAAUUGAGCAUUUGUGAAAGGUAAAUGAAAAUUUUGAUCCCAGACAUAAUUGUAAAAAGAACCACACGAUUUUAUAAGCGUAUGCAAUUGUAAAAUUGAAUGGUUGUUUUUGAAACUAAAAACUUUGUAGCUCUACACAUAAUUUAAAAUCCAUCCUCAGAUUUGGUGUUGUGUAGAAUUUAUUGUGAUGUGAAAUUGGAUGAAUCUUUUUGAAACAUAAUGCACUUUUUUGUAAAAUAAAAUAUGUGUUGUACCUGCAGAACCUUUGUUUAGUAACGGUAACAGUUACUCCCACACCACACCCUACUCAGCUGUGCAGGAGUGAGAGCUGACUUGCUGAAGGUAUUUCACUGUCAGUGGUCAUAGACUGCAAACAUGCUGUAUUACAGAACAACAUGAUAUUCAUAAUUCACAAUUGUUGAAUUUAGGAAGGCUAGGAAAAUGAAGGAAGGCACUAGAUUGAAAAUGGGAAUAUUGUUUCUUAUUACUGGCAGGUUAUACUGAAGUUGAUAUAAUUCAGAUAAAGAACAAAAAAUUAAUAAUGACAGUAUACAUACUGAAAAAGGUACAGAUUCUUCCUGCUCAAGGAGAUGCUAUCGGAAAAAAUGAAAUGAUGAAUGCUGAUCCUUUACCAGCUGAUGUCCAACUACAUUGAAUUCCAAAUUAGAUAAUCUCUCAAAGUGACUGUUUAAUCAUACAGUAUACGGGAAUCCCUGCUGUAGAUGUCUCACAUGCUAGAAACAUCCUACUUCUCAAAAGAGAGGUGCCACUUAAAUGUAUAUCAAUCAGGAACACAGUGAACUGUGUAGGAAUCUUCCAAGGAUUGCAAU